Molecule: messenger RNA, 927 nt
Organism: Cryptomeria japonica (Japanese cedar)
Lineage: Eukaryota; Viridiplantae; Streptophyta; Pinopsida; Cupressales; Cupressaceae
Exons: 1
Coding region: 1-927 (308 amino acids)
Source: RefSeq, a predicted model, not a curated record
AUGAAAAGAGGACCUAACACUCAUGAGAAAGGAGGAGUGAAUCAGGGUGGAAACAAGAAAGUGAAUAGUAACACCAACUUCACUAAUCUCAAUACUAGGCAGAACUUUGACAAGAAUAGAUCAGGUAGACACCCAGGACCUAAAGAUGGAUAUUACAACUGUGGGGAAAAUCAUUAUGCUUCAAAAUGUCCACAAUAUACCACUUCUCAAAGAGGAGGAAAUCAACAAGGAGCUUCACAACAUCAGAUUCGUGCAAUGGUUGACAAUCGCCAGGCUGAUUUUCAGGCUUCACCUAUCCAUAUGACUAGUAAGAUUUUUGGUCAAUCAGUUUCUAUUUUGAUAGAUACAGGAGCUACUAAAUGCUUUAUUAAUCCUAAAGUAGUUUCUAUAUUAUCUAUUAGACUUGGUUAUAUGUCAAAUACAUGGAUGGUUCAAUAUGGAAAUCAAGCAGAGAAGAGGAUAGAUUCAUGUCUAUUUUGCAGUGAUUUUGAGCUUCCUUGUUUCCAAACUCAGGUUAAUCUAUAUGUGACACCACUAGGAUCGUAUGAUGUAAUCUUAGGUAUAAACUGGUUAAUUAAGCACAAAGGUGUAGUAAACUGUGAGGAUAAGGUUGUUAGUUGUAUAGAUGAUUUUGGAAAUUUAGUUGAGAUUUUUGGGUCUCAAAAGCCUUUUAAAUUGAGACACAUCUCAGCUAUGCAACUCAAGAAAGCCCAAAGGAAGGGAUGUUCCAUCUUUUCUAUCAUUGUAAGUGAUGUGGAUAAUUCUAAGAAGAGCCCUAAGGAUUAUGUAGUUCUUAGAGAGUUCUUGGAUAUUUUUCCAGAAGACCUUACUAAGUUACCACCAAAAAGGGAAUUUGACUUCUCUAUAGAAAUAUUACCUAGAACUAAGCCACAAUCCAAGGCUCCAUAUAGAAUGACUACCACAUAA